This is a messenger RNA of Clavispora lusitaniae ATCC 42720, 2403 nucleotides long. RefSeq lists its product as uncharacterized. Gene Ontology annotation, cellular component: Golgi apparatus; endocytic vesicle; membrane. Gene Ontology annotation, biological process: endocytosis; intracellular protein localization; retrograde transport, endosome to Golgi. The record is from RefSeq and is a predicted model, not a curated record. Lineage: Eukaryota; Fungi; Ascomycota; Pichiomycetes; Serinales; Metschnikowiaceae.
AUGGCGGUGGAAUUUGAAAGUCUCAUUUCGCUGUUCAACACGUUCGAUGCGUAUGAGUACUUGGUAGAGUUGGAUUUGGUAUUGUGUGGUUCAGCAGGGGAAUCGGCCUUGGAUCAUAAUGUGGUCUUUCUCGAGUUGAACAGGUUGAUCAAGGUGUUUUGUGAUGGAGAACCCGACACUGCCGACAAAAAUAAGAACAAAACACAAGAAGCCGCGUCUUCUGAGGCCAAAGAAACAGCCAGCGAGUUUUCCUCUGCUUUGAUUAAGCUCCUAUCGAGAAACUUGGUGUGUGUUUUGAAAAAGCUUCCCAACAAAAUAUACGACACUGCAAACAACCUUUUACCUUUCGUGACAGUGGACGAGCAUGGAGGCUUGUCAGAAAGUGGGCAGGCUGCCACCAUAGUGUUGAUUGAUGUGUUUGAAAACUUCCCCCAUCAUCUUUCAUCGUUGGUCAACUUUGCCGCAACACAGUUGUACAAAAUCCUCAAAAAGAACACUAGUGUCGACUGUAACAUUGGUUUUCUCCUCAGUACAGUGCUUAAAGCGGCUCUGAAAACGGACAUUGACGAGAAGUUCCAGGCAAAAUGGAGCAAGCUCUUGCUUAAAGCCAUAACUCUGCAUCGUAUCGAGGUUCCUGAUGGAGAAAGCAAAGUUGCUGAAGACCAUUCUGAAAUUUCCAUUGCCCUCUUAGAGUACUACAUCAUGUCCAUGAAAAGUGUUUUGACUUUGCAAGUUACUUCAAACUAUCAACAACUCUUGGAAAUAUCUGCAUCCACGUCCGGAUCAAAAAUGAAGCCGGAAGCCAUCUUAUCGCUGCAGAACCAGUUCCAGACCUCACUUUUAGCCACACAUGAGAAGUUAUUCCAUUUCGGCCUUCAGUCACAGUUUAAGGAAGUCCGGGUCGCAAUGGUGGACUUGUUAGCAAAUGUGCUUCUCAGCUUUGUUGAAACAGGCAAAUUCAGCCCAAUCGAGUACUUGGUUAACUUAUAUCCUGUGCCCAACUUAAACUUAUGGGACAGACUGUUGGAAAGCAAUCUCAGUCUGGAAACAGAUAACUUCUUUGAACCUAAAAAGGAGUUCGGCCUCAUUUCAAAUCACGAUAGUCAAAGCAUCAUCAACUCUAAUGCAAACUUGCUUUUGUUGCAGAUUGGGUGUAUUGAAACUUUGGUGGUCUAUGUGCAACUUGCCAGUUUGCAAGAUGGAGAUUUUUUCCCUUCCUAUAUUUGCAAGAUUCUUGAUUACACUUUAAGCAAGUUUAGCGAUUUGAGCGCAACGACUCACUUGCAAAACCAACAGUGGACACGUACUUUGGAUCAUUGGUCAACUUUCGUAAAGUUCCUCGUGAAAGAAGGUGGUGCUACUAUUCAUGAAAUCUUGGCCACUUACAUUGUCGAAAAGUUCGCUUCCUCCCAAGAUGAUCUUGGAUCUCAGGAAGACCUCAGCACCGCGAGCAUGAAAGCACUGAAAAGACAAUCGAGAAUUUUCAGCUUCAAACCAUCCAGAAAAAGCAAACUUAAAGGACCAAGCAGUUCUGUGAUUACACCUUUCCACAAUCCUUACCAAGCCAGGCUUCUUUUGAAAGUUAUUGCAUUACUACUCCCUUUUGGUAUAGAUUUCAGUUCCCUUGCCCACAGAAAGUCUUCAGACGAGGACUCAAUUCAAGACUCUCAGGGAGAAGAAGCAAACGACGAGCUUGCAUUACCAGAAGAGGAGGAUCAUAUCACGCGCAAAGGAAGUAAUUUCAUUCGCGAUUUACUCUUCUCAUUGCUUGCCAAUGAGAACGAGUAUAUCAGAAAUUACAGUUUGCAAACCCUUCUCAGGUAUGGCCAAAUCAACUUUUCCGAAUCUAACAUGUUGGCUUUGACGGCGUUUCAAAUGGUAAACCAAAUGUACAAUAUCUCCGAGACCUCCAAAGAAGUUUCAGAGAGCGUAAAGGAAAGAAACAUGACAACGUCGAAUUCCACGAAAUUGCUUAGCUAUUCUUUGGCGUUGCUGUCGUUGAUAAAGCAAUCAGACAGUACUGUUUUGCAAAAUUCGACCAUCGCUAAGAUUUUGAGUUUCUGUACUCAGAAUUUGAAACAUAACAGCAAUGUCGCUAGGAAAAGUAUCCAGAAUUCUGUAUGCUGGAUCAUAUUAACGGCUCUUGUGACUUAUUAUUCUGACUCUGAGUUUGUGAAGUUGAACUCGUCGCAGUUUUUGGUUUUCUGGAAAAGUCUUUUGACCUCACAAUUUAUUACCUCGGACGUCACAAUGGCAUCAGAAAAUGGGCUGUUGAUAGAGAUCGUCAACAAUCUUAAGUUGAGAAGCUUGAGCAUUAUAUGCUUUAUUGAACUACAUCAAUUCGGUCCACUUGACACGCGAUUUGUCGAAGCAACUUCAGUUCCUUUUGGUCAAGGCACAUAA